UCGGCGUGCUUGUAAACAUUUCUAGUCAUAUGGGGAAAUAAAUAGUUGUUUUCAUGAACUGUUCUCUUUGUUUUCAAAUUUUUGCAAUAUCUGUCAUCUCUUAAACCACACGUCCAAGAUGAAGAUAAAGUCCAAGUCGUCAUAUCAUAAAUCUGAGAAUACUUACCGGUUUCUCACCUUUGCCGAAAGACUUGCCAAUGUCAACAUCGAUGUUAUCCAUCGCAUUGACAGGACUGGGACUUAUGACGAGGAGGUAGAAACAUAUUUGUAUGAAGGACUGAUAAAAUGGAGAGACCUCAACUUGACAGAAAAUUUUACAACCUUCUUGAAAGAGGUGACCCACAAGUGUCAGUCAUUCAACUUGUUGGUCUUCCACCAGAAGUCCAUAGUGGAGAGUCUGAAAGCCCAUCUGGCAGUCAAAAACAGCCUUGCCUACCAGCCACUCCUGGACCUAGUGGUGCAGCUGGCCCGAGACCUGCAGACCGACUUCUAUCCACACUUCCCAGACUUCUUUGUCCUGAUCGCAUCCCUGCUGGAGACCAAGGACACAGAGCAGCUAGAGUGGGCAUUCACCUGCCUCUCCUACCUGUUCAAGUACUUGUGGAGGCUUAUGGUCAAGGACAUGACCAACAUCUACAGUUUGUACAGCACACUGUUGGCACACAAAAAGGACCACAUCCGUAAUUUUGCAGCUGAGAGCUUCUCGUUUUUGAUGAGAAAGGUUCCUGACCUGGAUGCCUUGCUGGGUCAUAUGUUCUCAGACCUGGAGCAGCAACCGGAGAAGGCUGAGGGAGCGGGCCAGCUGCUCUUUGAGAUGUGCAAAGGAGUCCGUAAAAUGUUCCACUCUUGUGCCACUACUGCCCUUCCUGUGGCUGUACGGAAACUCGGCCCAGUAACCAACCCAGGAGCCUCUCUGCCCUGGGACACAAUCAGAGAUGCCCUGGAUCACAUGGCCCAGGCUGCAGCCGAUCAUGUCAACAAAGAACAUUUCCUGGUUUUGUGGGACUCGCUGCAGUCCAGUGUGGUGGAAGUCCUUGGUUUCUUGGAGGAGAAAGGUGAUAAGGAGGGCCAGGUGACAGAUCAGCUAGAAAGACUUCUGUACAUCCUCCACACCCUGGUGUCUCACAGGGACGGGGCCAAGGUCACCGGGCCUGAAGCUGUCUGCCGGACAGUGCUGCGUUCGAUCCAGAGCCCUCUGCUAACAGGAGCCUGCUGCCGACUGCUCCUCCAGAUCACCUCCUCUCUGCUCCUGGGGGAGAAUAUCACUCUGCCCUCGGCACUCAUCCAGGAGACUGUCCAAAAGGUGUUUGGCAGCAGAAUGGAGCAGGCCCUGAUCCUCGAGUUCACCAAGGAGAUGUUUACUAUGAAGCAGUUUGAACAGCUCUUCCUCCCCAGUCUGUUGCGAUUCAUUACUGGGUUGUUUGCCGAUGGGGACCCCGCGUCUCGCCACAGCGGCCUGGAGGUGCUGGUCAGUCUGAUCCUAGCCAAGGCCCCACCACCUACAGACGGAUCAAUGGCUUUUGAGACCUACCCACUGCUUUUCACUGGACAGAAGGCAGUUGACCAGGCCAGCUCUACAGACCCUAGAAAGGGGGCAACACCGGUCCCGGAGCUAGUCCUCUCUCUCAUUAACCUGCCACCCAACGACAACCAGCCCAUCACCGACCUGUCCUUGUCAUGGGCUGGCCUGGUGCUCCUGCCACACCUCAGGCCUCUGGUUUCAGCUGGUGUGGUUGCAGCGGUGACAGCCCUCCUUAACCACCUUUUGUGUGAGGUUGAGAAAGAGAAGCUGGGAAAAGCUGGUCUCUUUGUGGCGAGACAGGCUCUCAGUUGUCUCCUCUCUCUGGAUGGCUCUGCACAGCUACUCUCACUGGUUCCAGUAGAUAAGGUCACCUCAAUCCUUAGGAAAUUCCCCACCGACCUGUCGGCCCUGUUGCUUGGAGAUCUCUACUACACCCGCCUGUCACUCAGCGGUGUCUCCCAGCACCUGUCCCACAAUGCACUGCUGGAGCUCUAUCAGAUUCUGCACCCCAACAUCUCCUCCAACAUCUCCAAAAUCCGUUUGCUGACUCUGAGGAUGCUCAAUCAUUUUGAGGCAGAACUUCCCGCACAGCCUGAGGGGGAGGAGAGUGUGGAGGUGCAGCUGGUGUUUGCGGUGUGCCUGCAGGCGGAGCUGGUCCCGGCCUCGGUGCAGGACUACAGAGAGAAGCUGCUUCAUCUCCGCAAACUCCGACACGACCUGGUCCAGUCUUGUCUCCCCCAGGGUCCACAUGGCACCUUCCAACAGGUGCCUCUACGUUAUCUCAUAGCAAUGCUGUUCGUCAACUUCAAGCCAUUAUGGGACCCAGUGAUUGAACUACUGGUGAGCCACGCCAGAGAGAUGGACAACAAAGACUUCUGGAUGGUUUACUAUGAACAUCUGGAGCUGGUGGCAGGUCUUGCAGAGAAAGAACUACAGGAGAGCAGUGAAGAUGAAGACAGUGAAGACAUCACCAGGGAGGCUGAUCUCCAUGGUGAGCCAGGCUGUGAUGUCAUCGAGAGCGGAGAUGUGGGCGUGCUCUUCUUGCAUCAGGCGAAGCUUUCCUCUGACUCCAGCGAGAGGUCAGACUUCACCAACUUCCGCGGCCUGCUGUGGCGUGCCAUGGCCCUGGCACCUGACAGGGUAGAGCCACGCAGCCGGGAACUCAGCCCGCUCCUGCUCAGGUUUAUCAGGAAUGAAUUUUUCCCCGCUGACCUCCUGGUGGCACCAACACAGGAUCUAAGAAAUAAGAACAGUACUGCACCAGGGGAAUCUAUGAUGGCUGGGGAGGAAGAGGAGGAGCAAGAGGAAGAUGAGGCAGAGGAGGGAGGAAGACAGCAGAAGAAGGCACUUCCGAGGAGAGCUGCUGCCAAACAGUUGAUAACCCACCUGAAAGUGUUUUCCAAGUUUACUAAUCCCCGUGCUUUGUACCUGGAGGCCAGUCUUGCUGAGCUGUAUAACCAGUUGUUGUGCCAUCAGGACCAGCAGAUUCAGAAGGCAGCACUGGAGUGUGUCCUCGCAUACAAAGACUCCAACGUACUGCCCUACAAGGAGAAUCUGGAGAGACUGCUGGAUGACAAACACUUCAAAGAGGAGAUUGUCCUCUUUAAUAUCUCAGAGGAGAGCACGGUGAUAAGCGCCUCGCACAGGGCCAAGCUCAUCCCACUACUCAUGAGGAUCCUGUUUGGUCGACUGCGCACCAAAGCGGGCAGUAAAUUCCAGGGCAAGGCGAGUGCCGCCACGCGCUCCUCCAUCGUGCUGCGCUUCCUGGCAGGAUGUCUGCCCGAGGAGCUCAGCAUGUUCAUCGACCUGCUCCUGGAGCCUGUCCGUCACCAUGGCGAAGGUCCGUGUCUGGCUGCGGUGGACAAAGCAGUAGCCGAGAUAGAUGCAGGUGCAAUCCUGCCCCUGGGCCGCCAACACAGCCUGCUGAACAUGAUCAACGUAGUGAUCCACAAACUGGGCCACCUCAUCCACGGCUGCCUGCCCAAGCUGCUGCAGAUCCUUUUGUGUCUCACAGCCUCAGUAUCCACAGUCCUGGACAGCAGGGAUCAGCUAAAGGCAGGUUGUAUCAGUCCCCUGAAGAACUUGAGGCGGUUGGGUAUCCUGCGCAUUCAGGACUUCUUCAGUGGCUUCGAAUCCUACGAUUUCAGCCCAGACGAGCUGGAAAGCGUCUUCCAGGCUGUGGUCUGGCCUCAGGUGUGCCGUCUGCCCACAGAGAGCCCCUACUCCCCCACUCCCCUCCUCAAGAUCAUCCAUGUGUGGAGCAAGAAUGCCAGGUAUUUUCCCCUCCUGGCCAAGCAGAGACCAGACCACCCAGAAUGUGACAUACUUCUCAAUGUCUUUGCCCUGCUCUCCGCCAAGAAUGCUUCCCCAGCAACCAUCUCCAUGGUAAUGGAUGUGGCCGAAUCCCUAGCAACCACAGCGGACUUUGUUGCCUCCGAGACCAUAACAGAACUGAGCAUCAAUGGCUGUGUGUUCCCUCAGCCAGCAGAGGGCGAUCUUAUCACUUUAGACUCUUUAAAUAACGGUUCGAGACUGCUGCUGCCUCACAUCUCCACCCUGCUGCACUACUUCAGUAGUGUUGUACGUAACACUGCCCGACUUAAAGUGAAGAAGUUUAGGACGCAGGUGGCCAAAGAGCUAAACAUACUCUCCAAGGUUAGCCGGUUAGUGAGCAACAAGGAGCAGAGCUCGAUGCUUAUCAGCCUGUUACUACCCUACCUUCAGAAAGGCAAGAACUCUCCGGAGACUGAGAUCGACAUUCUGGCCACAGUGCAGAACCUACUGAGGCAGUGUUUGGAGCCGCCUGCCUUUCUCCGACCUCUCAGCAAGCUCUUCUCUGUCAUCCACAACAAGUUGCCUAGACAGGCCCUCACAAAUGUCUUCCAGACUCUGUCAGACCUGGAACCUUCACUGGCAUACAUCACUGAUGUCACCUCAAAGGUUAACGCGUUCGACCGUCGACACUUGGAUGAGAUCCACUUUGACGUACGCCUGAUUGCUUUUCAAGAUGCCGCCCGCCAUAUCAAAGAGAUGCAGAGUCUGGACAUGGACUACAUCAGCACCAUCCUCCACAACUGUUUCCACACUUAUGAGAUUGGAGACAUGUCUCUGUCUGACAACGCCACCCUGUGUCUGUCAGCGGUAAUCACCCAGGUGGCGGAGUUGGGUGCUGGUGAGCAGGCCUAUAAGGACAUAAUACAGCACACCAUCCUUGAUGCUGUACACAAAGGCCUCCGCAGCAAGACAGAGAGUGUGCAGCAUGACUACACGACGGUGCUAGCCUGCCUGGUGAAGACGUUUCCCUCCAAGAGAGAGUUCAGAGACUUGGUGCAGCUUACUGACUACAACGACCUCGAGUCCGACUUCUUUGAACACAUGAAGCACAUCCAGAUCCACCGUCGAGGACGUGCCCUUAGGAAGUUGGCCAAACAGCUGACUGAGGGUACGGUGGUGAUGACGUCACGCACCCUCCAGAACUACAUCAUGCCCUACGCCAUGACUGCCCUGUUUGACGAAAAGAUGCUGAAGCAUGAAAACAUGACGUCUGCAUCAGUGGAGGUGGUGGGCGCCGUGUGCCGCAGGCUGACCUGGUCCAAGUACGUCUACUACCUCCGCCAUUUCAUCCACAUCCUACAGACAUCGCAAGCAGAGCAGAAACUGGCCGUCAGUUUGUUAGUGACAGUUCUGGAGUCGUUCCACUUUGACCAUCAGACGCUCAGCAGAGAAAUGGAGGCGGCUAAGGCCAUCGCUACAGAGGGUGAGCAUCCUGUCCAAUCUUCUCUCUCUGAGGAGGAAGACGACAAUGACCCUGCUGCAGCUGGCGAAUCAGAUGAGAGUGACGAUGAGGACGCCAUGGACACUGAUGACAAGACCGGUACUGCAGAUGGUGGCAUGGAUACUAGCACACCUGACCCAAAGGACGAUGUUUCCAUGGAAGCAGACGAUAAGACUGAUGCUGCUGACGUUGCCAUGGACACUGACACCACUGAGGUUGUAAAGGACGUUGUAUCCGUGGAAAAGGGUGCAGUUAAAACCAAAGGGGCGGCUCCCACACACCUCCCAGCCCCUAGUGGUUUACCCCAGAGCAAGGAGGAUCUGGAGAAUCUGAUCAGCUGCAUUCACAGAACUGUUAAUGACAACAUACUGCCCCGGCUACAAAGGUGUCUCACUGCCAAGGUGAAGCGUGAUGAAGAGCACAAGGCAGUGAAGUCUAAGGAUGUAAAGGAUGAGGAGGUGGUGCGGGUGCCCAUAGCCUUUGCCAUGGUCAAACUGAUGCAGACGCUACCGCCUCACAUCAUGGAGGCCAACCUGCCUGGGAUCCUGAUCAAGGUGUGUGUGCUGCUGAGGAACCGUUUCCAGGAGAUCCGUGACGUGGCGCGAGGAACACUGGUCAAGAUCAUUGAGGCGCUCGGCUCUAGGUAUCUCCAGUUCCUGCUCAAAGAGAUGAAUGGGCUGCUCGUCAAAGGCUACCAAGUCCACGUGCUAACCUUUACAGUCUACCAGUUGCUGUCUGCCCUUAGUCCAACCCUGAAGAACGGUAACCUCGACCCAUGCAUGGACCUUCUCCUUCAGAUCUUCAACAAUGAGUUGUUUGGGAAAGUGGCAGAGGAGAAGGAGGUGAAAGGGAUUGUCUCCAAGCUGAUGGAGGCGCGCCACAGCAAGAGCAUGGACUCCUACGAGCUGCUGGCCAAGUACUGUGGAAAGGAGCGUGUCACCCAGCUCAUCCUGCCACUCAAGGAGGUCCUGGAGAAGUCGUCCAGUCUUAAGGUGUGUCGGCGGGUGGGUGCAGUGCUUCAGCGCAUGAUCCUGGGCCUGCUGGCCAACGACAGCAUGGGCUACCAGGAGUUACUGCUGCUGAGCCACGGGCUAGUCAGCGAGAGCCUGCCAUUGCUCUCCAAGAAAGACCAAGACAAAGCUUUAGCCCAACCUCCCCUGGACCCCCGGCUGCCUCCUCCCAGCUGCCUGCUCCUACCCCCCACCCCGAAGAGAGGGGGCCAGAAGGCUCUUGUAAGCAGCCGCACCAACAUGCACAUCCUCGUCGAUGCUGGCCUCAAGCUGCUCCACCUUAGCUUGAAGAAGGCCAGGGUGACGUCGGCUGAGCCCUUGGCUCUGGAGAUGCUGGACCCCUUUGUGUCCCUGCUGCUCGACUGUCUCAACUCCAUGCAUGUUAAGGUGAUAACAGAGGCAUUGGUGGCAUUAACAUUGCUGUUGAAGUUCCCUCUGCCCACCAUUGAGCAGAGUGCCGACCAGCUGACAAAGCAGCUGUUUUUUCUGCUAAAGGACUACUCAAAGGCCGGUGCCGCCCGCGGAGAGAACUACUUCCUGGUACAGAACUGCUUCAAGUCCAUCACCAUCUUGGUUAAGAACGUGAGGUGCAACAGGAUUUCAGAGAAGCAUCUGCAGGUGCUGCUGGGAUAUGCUGAGGAGGAUAUCUAUGACCAGUCUCGCCAGGCCACUGCCUUCAGCCUGCUGAAGGCAAUCCUGUCAAGGAAGCUGGUUGUUCCAGAGAUGGAGGAGGUGAUGAAGAAAGUGGCAAAGCUCUCUGUCACCGGUGCUAGUGUCACGAUCAGAAAUCACUGUAGACAGAUCUACAUGAAAUACCUGUUGGAUUACCCACUGGGGAAGAAGCUAAGAAACCACCUGGACUUUGUGGUGGCCCAGCUGGCCUACGAACACGACACGGGGAGGGAGUCUGCCCUGGAGAUGUUGGCCUACAUCUUCCAGACCUUUCCAGAGAGCCUGUUGUUGGAGCACAGCGGUCUGUUCUUUGCCCCCCUGGCCCUGGCCAUGGCCAACGAUGACUCAGUGCGUUGCAAGAAAAUGGCCGCCAUGGCCAUCAAGAGCCUGCUGGGUCAGCUGAAUCUAAACCACCGGAACUCCCUGUUCUCCCUCGUCAGCACCUGGAUGGCCGCAGAAAAGGCCAAUCUUCGUCGUCUGGGUGCCCAGGCAUGUGGUCUGUUUGUGGAGGUGGAGGGAGAUAAUUUUACCCACCGACUGGAAGACCUGCUGCCUCUCAUAGAAAGAGAAAUCCACCCCGACAACUACGAAGAUAUAAAAGAUGAGCAGGAGGAGAAGGGGGCGGACAGGCUGUUGUUCUUCUAUCUGACUCUCAUCACCAAACUGACCAAGCACUGCGGCCUACUUCAGCUCAGCAAACCCCACGACACACUCCAUAAUAUCUGGAGUCACAUUGAAGCCAACCUGCGCUAUCCUCACUGCUGGGUAUGGUUGACAUCUUCCCAGCUCUUUGGCCAGCUGUUUGCUACCCACCAGCCGGAGGAGCUGCUGAGCAUGUGGAGAGAGGAGAGAGACGGCAGCAACUCUCAGCCCGUGGCCACAGCUUUCAUCACCAGGAACCUGGACAAGAAGAUGAGAGAGUUGGUGCUGUCCUUCUGUUACCAGCUCCAGUCUAAGUUCCUGGAUACAGCUUCAGGAGAGCAGGUGAUCAAGAAUCUGCUGUUCGUUGCCAAGACUAUCUACCUCAUAUCUCCUGAGUCUGACAUCAAUUCCCCUCACGAAGUAGUGAUCAAGGAGGAAGGGCAGAGGGAGAACGGAGAUAAGGAUCAAGAGGAGGAUGAGAGAGGGGAGGAAGAUGAGAGGGGAGAGGAUCAAGAGGAGGACGAGAAAGGGGAGGAAGAUGAGGGGGGAGAGGAUCAAGCGGAGGAAGAUGAGGGGGAAGAGAUCCCAGAGGAGGAGGAAGAGGACGACAAGGAUGACCGCCCUCCCUCACUCCUGUGGAUGAUGAAAAAACUGUCACUGAUGGCCAAGAGGGAGGCAGCCAAUACUCCCAAAGUGCCCCUGAAGAGAACGUGUGUGUUUAAGUUCCUGGGUGCCGUAGCCAUGGAUCUGGGGAAGGAUCGGCUGGGCCCCUAUCUGACCACCAUCAUCACUCCUCUGUACAGGGAGCUGGACAGUACCUAUGCAGACCAAGACUCUACGUUGAAGAACCUGGCCCAGGAGCUGAUAGAGCUGAUGAAACGACAGGUCGGCCUGGAGACUUUCUCUCUGGCCUUCUCUGCUGUCCAGAAGGAGUUCUCUAUGAGACGUGCCAAACGCAAACGACAAAGAGCCAUGCAGGCGGUGGCUAACCCUGACAUUGCGGCCAAGAAAAAGCUCAAGAAGCACAAGAACAAGAUGGAAGCGAAGAAGAGGAAGAUUGAGUUCCUCCGGCCUGGUUACAAAGCCAAGAAGCACAGGAGCCAUGUGCUUAAAGACCUGGCCAUGGUGCGAUAGGUCCAUAGGUACAUCUGCAUGGUAGAUGGCAUAGGGGCUGCAUUUCCAAACUCGGGACACCAGUAGAGCUGUCACAAUUAUUACAUAAUCGCCUGAUCGCAAUUAUUUGACCUGACCAUGAUAAUUUUGCAUAAUCGUUAGAAUUGUUUCCAUUAAUUUGCAUAAAAACAGCUGGAUG
This is a messenger RNA of Lampris incognitus (smalleye Pacific opah), 8933 nucleotides long. RefSeq names its product UTP20 small subunit processome component (gene utp20). Lineage: Eukaryota; Metazoa; Chordata; Actinopteri; Lampriformes; Lampridae. The coding region runs from base 119 to 8755 and encodes 2878 amino acids. Gene Ontology annotation, cellular component: 90S preribosome; small-subunit processome; nucleolus. The record is from RefSeq and is a predicted model, not a curated record. The transcript is spliced from 61 exons.